AUGAUGGAAAUGGCGCUAUUACAAAAGGUUCAAGAGCAAGAAUUGAUGCCUCCACCAGCAUCAUUAACUAUUCCUGCUUCUGGGUGUUCGCAAGGUGUUGCAUCUUUCGCACAAGAACGAAUAUGGUUCGACGAAAAGUUCCAUCACAACUCACCGAUGUCACCUGCCAUGCAUAAUUCUGUUCUUCCUUUGGUGAUUAAGCAUGGCUCAGUGUCAAUCGAACGCAUUCGUUCGGCCGUUGUUGCUGUUCUUGAACAGCAUGAAAUACUUCGAACUGCAAUUUACUUCGAUGAAAAUCGUAAUAUGUUGGUCCAAGCAGUGCAAUCUGUGGACAACAAUAAUGCUUAUUCCUUUGAAAUAACAGCAAACGACAUACAAAGUCCCGAUGAAGUUGCUGAUCUACUUAGGAAUGAAUCGGUCAAGCAUUUUGCUGAAUUAGAACAGGGUUUAGUUGUUCGUUGUCAUCUAGUUAAGAUGGAAUCUAACGAUGACAUGGACAAAUUAUAUCCUCAAGAUUUGAUUAUUUUCAUAUUUCAUGGUGUAGCAUUUGAUUAUAAUUCUAUUAGUCCGUUCCUCAUUGCAUUUACAAAAGCAUACGAUCAAAUGGAACUGGAUGUUGAAAAGUUACAAUAUAUCAGUUUUAGUCUAUAUGAGCAUCAACAAUUCGUUAAUAUCGCCGAAGACUCUCAAAUACGAAGAGCUCAGCAGUUUUGGUCAAAAAUGAUGGAUGAUUACAGUCUUGAUGCAAACUAUCCGACACCAUUUACACGCCCAUUCGACACAAAAAAGCGUUCUGGAGAAGGGCAUAGCAUAUCAUUUAUACUGGAUUCGAUACUUGUCGAAGGUCAGAUGGAAUUUGCAUCGUUGCAUAAUUUAUCUAUGUUUCAUACAGCAUUAGCGUGCUUCUUUCUCUUCAUUUAUGAACUCAAUGAUGGUACGAUUAGUGACUUGUGUGCGACCUGUCCUACAGAAAAUCGAUCAUUCAUGGAUACAAAAUGCAUGAUUGGUUCGUUUGCAAAUUUAUUACCAUAUCGUAUCAAAAUUAAUGCAAAUGAAAGUUUUAUUAACUUGGUGCAGCAAAUUCAUCAGCUGGACAUGGAUAUUCUUAAUCAGCGUCAACUACCGUAUCAACAGAUCAUCAAGGGUAACAGGGAGUUAUGUUCAAGCAAGAUUCCAUUUCAUUUUCAAUAUGAAGAAAGUCACUCUUCUCCAACUAGUGAAAUGAAAUCGAUAGCCAAGACAAAUGAUGCGAUAUUAAAUUUAUAUACAGAACAACCUUGGCUACAUGACAAUGGUAUUGCUUCUCAUGAUAUAAAUUUAAAAAUGAUUCAUAAUCAGUCCAGCCAAACGACUUAUUGUAUGUUUGAAUGUAGCGCUGAUUGUUAUGAUGAAGUGACGGUGUCCACCAUUGGUCGAUAUUUUCAGAAUCUACUUUUACAUAUGUUCAUUGAAAAUACGAAAACCAUUAGAUUCGACCCAAUUUUGGACAAAAUUGGAAAUCUUUCUCUUUUACCAAUGAACGUUGAAACUUUAUCAAACGCCAUUGAAUCACUACGACAUUUCUCUGAAAUAAAUGCUGUCAUUGAACAACACAUGCCUAUGAUUGGUGCAAGCAUGUUCUGGCAUGGUGCUCUGCAUGAUUGCAAAUUAGACCAAUCUCUCUCAUUGCCAUAUGAUCGAUAUCGACUUACGACUGAAUAUCGAUCUGGUUUUGGAACAUCUAUUUCAUUCGAUUUAGACCGAGAUCUUUGUGACACUUUCCUCCACUACACAUCUUCACAAAACAUCUCGCUUGAACACCUGGCGUUGUCUAUGUAUUUUGUCUUUCUGUUUAAACUGACGAAUGGAGAAACAGAUCUAUGCAUUGGAAUGAACGAAGAUGGUCGAUAUAGAGAUGAACUUAGAUCAGUGAUUGGUAUGUUUGUCAAUGCUAUUCCUUUACGAUGUCAGCUAGAUCCACAAUGGUUUCUGCAUAAACUUGUUAAAAAUGUUCAAGAGAUAACAACAAAUACUAUGAAAUAUUCAUAUUUUCCACUUCAACGUAUUCUCAAUCAACAUCCACAUACUUCGAAACCUGCGUUUCUUGAUCGAUCAUUCGAGUUCGUGCAAUAUUCACCACAAGAUCUCCACAAAGACGUGAUUAUAUGUGAUAGUCAUCUCACUGGGAUGCCUAUUUCGAUCAAGAUUAGUGAAGAUGAUACCAUGAGCAAAUUUGACUUCAUUCUUAGUAUUCAGCAUGAUUUCGAUAUGAAUCAACUUUCUUGUACAAUCAAUGCAUCACUUGAUUUGUUUAACAGAGAGACAGUGAAGCAGAUUUCACAACGAUUUCAUUUCACUUUAAAUCGAUUAUCUACAUCUAUUAUUGAUAAUCAAAUAAACAAACCUAUCUAUGAACUAUCAUUAAUAUUAUCAGAUGAACAGUAUCUAAUGCAAUCAUUGAAUAAUACGCAAGUAUCAUUUUCAUCUGCUUCCACUUGUAUUCAUCAUGAAUUUGUAUACCAAGUAAUGAAACAUCCACAAAAACUAGCUGUUGAAUUGGAUGAACAAUCGUUGUCAUAUUGGGAACUUCUAUAUUAUGUUCAAGUCUUAUCUUCAAUUCUUCUAAAUGAAUAUCAUGUGCUUCCAGGUGAAGUUGUGUGUCAAUGUAUGGAACGAAGUUUAUCAAUGAUUAUUGGUAUAUUAUCAAUUGAAAUAGUUGGUGGUGUUUAUUGUCCAUUAUCAGCAGAAAAUCCCGAACAACGUCUUCAAAAUCUUGUAGAACAAACACAAGCUCGUCUUAUACUUGUUCAUUCAUUAACAAAUCGAAUAUUUAAAAAUAAUUUUAUUACAUAUGAUAUUGAUACAGCUAUAAACAUUAAUGAUAAAAUUACAAAUGAUGAUCUUUAUCAAUUAUCAAAUAUUUUAAUGACUCCCGAUAAUAUAUCAUAUAUUGUUUUUACAAGUGGCUCGACAGGAAUACCAAAAGCGGUUCGAAUACGACAUCGUAAUUUAAUUGCUUAUAUGAAAAGUUUUGCUGAAAUGACAACAUUGAAAAGAAGUGACAAUGUAAUACAAAUGGCAAGUUGUUCUUUUGAUAAUCAUUUUCAAGAAACUUUAGGAACAUUAAUGAUUGGUGCUGGUUUAGUUAUGUUACAUCCUCAUGGUAAUAAAGAUUUAACUUAUCUUAUUCAUGAAUUAAUGGACAAAGAUGUUACUUUUAUGGAUGCUGUACCAAGCUAUCUUGAUACAUUAUGUCAACAUCUUGAAAUGCAAAAUGAAUAUUUGAAGAAAUUGCGAAUAUUGUGUAGUGGAGGUGAUGUUUUAACAAAUCAAAUAAUGUCUCGUUUGAAAAAAUAUGUAUUCAUACCAUCAUCAUCGUCGGAUGGCUGUCAACUAUGGAAUAUGUACGGACAAGCUGAAGUAACAAUUACUACAACAUAUUUUCAAAUAGGAUUCGAUUUUGAUUGUGACAAAGAAGUAAUGUCAAUUGGACAACCACUCCCUAAUUACCACUGUGCAAUUAUGGAUGAAUAUUUUCAACUUAGUGCUGUUAACCAAGAAGGUGAACUGUGUGUAGGAGGAGCAGGUGUAUUUGCUGGUUAUCUUGGACGUAAUGAUUUAACUGCAAAAGCUCUCGUUGAAAUAGAUGGUGAAAUAUUCUAUCGAACAGGUGAUCUUGUUAGAAUGAAAAAUAAUGGUCUUCUGCAUUAUGAAGGAAGAAAAGAUCAUCAAGUAAAAUUACGAGGACAACGAAUUGAACUUGGUGAAAUCGAACGAUGUUUACUUGACAUGACAUCAAUAUCUGCUUGUAUUGUCAUGAAAUGGGAUGAUGAUUAUCUAGUUGCUUAUAUUCAAUCAUCUCAUGUGAAUGAAGAACAACUACGUCAAUACUGUCAGUCCUAUCUUCCAUCACAUAUGAUUCCAUCUUUCUUUAUUAUUCUUGAUAAGUUCUCUUUAAAUGCUAAUGGAAAGGUAGAUCGAAAAUCUUUACCAAUACCAAAAUUUUUGUCUCAUUCACCUGACACGACUCAUCACCAACAUAUAGAGCCAAGCAAUGAACUUGAAAUCUAUAUUCAUUCAUUGUGGUGUCAGAUUCUCCGUCAAACCAAAAUUUCUAUCGAUACAAAUUUCUAUAGUAUCGGUGGUCACUCUAUCUUACUCGUUCAAUUAUACCAUAAUUACAAGAUGACAGUGAACAGUGAUACGACUAAGAUCAAUAUUUUUGAACUGUCCCAAUAUCUCACCAUUGCUGAUCAUGCUCGUCUCAUUUAUCAAUCAAUAGAUGAUCCAGAAACAUAUCAAAAACUUUUGUCUGCUGUACAUACUAUGCAAGAAACAUCUAUUCGAAAACGUACUUGUUCCAUCUCCCAUGAGAACAUCAUCCUUGUCGCAGAUGAGUUGUCACGAUACGAACCAUUUCCCGUUACAGACAUUCAACUAGCAUAUCUAGUUGGACGUGAAGGUGCCAUUGAACUUGGUCAUGUUUCUGUUUUUGACUAUAAUGAAUAUGAUUUCUCAUCAAUGUUCGACAUCGAAUGCUUAGAACGAGCAUUGAAUUAUUUAAUCCAACGACAUGAAGCAUUGCGUCUUAUCUUUCCGUCUCAUACUGAACAGAAAAUUCUCAAAACAGUUCCUUAUUAUACUAUAUCUAUUUUUAACUUAGAUGAUGUCCAAUCUUCUCAGAAAUAUCUGCUAGAACGACGAGAACAGCUAUCACAUCAGGUUCGACCAGCUGAUCAAUGGCCGUUAUUUGAUUUUCAAAUAACUCGCUUUAUUAUUGAUGACGGUUAUAAGAUACGUUUGCAUUGUGGUUUUGAUUUGCUCAUUUUGGAUUUUUGGAGCAUGAAUUUAGUUUUACAUGAAUUAAAUCAAUUGUAUUAUAACUCGAAUGAUGUCUUGGUAGAACUAAAACUAUCUUAUCGAGAUUACAUUCUGGCACAACGACAAUGGAAGAAUACGACUAUUUAUAGCAGUGAUAGACAGUACUGGAUCAAUCGUUUAAAAUCGUUUCCAUUAGGUCCAAAUUUACCAUUACAGUGUUUGCCAAACGAAAUACAUGUACAACGUCAUUGCAAUGUAGCAACUAUAUUAGAUCUACCAUUGUGUCAAAAAUUAAGAAAACGUAUUACCGAUUAUGGGCUGACACCAGCCGGUUUCUUGACAUCAAUUUACGCUUUAGUAUUGGGUAAAUGGAGUGAAAAUAAACAUUUUGCUUUGAACCUACCAGUUUUCAAUCGAUUAUCUAUUCAUCCGCAAGUCAAUCAAAUAGCAGGAGAUUUUACAACAGUUAUACCAUUGGAAAUUAAUUUGGAUAAGAUAAUCACUUAUUAUGAAUUUAUUGACACUGUGCAGAAACAAUUAUGGAACGAUCUUGAACAUAUGUCUUAUGAUGGUGUGUCAUUUAUUCGUGACUUAAUGCAGGUACAUCAGACAAGAGAUAUUCUUUUACCGUAUGUUUUCACAUGCGGAGUAGAUGUUGAAGGUAUUCGUGAGCAAAAUGUUGAACAUAAUAUAUUUUUUGAUCAAGUGCCGGUUUAUGCAAUUAGUCAAACACCACAAAUUUUUAUUGAUCAUAUAGUAGAGGAAAUUAAUGAUUGUUUAUCAAUAAAUUGGACAUAUGUAGACAACUUAUUUCGAAAGGAAAUGAUCAAUCAUAUACAUGAUACAUAUGUUGAUUUACUUGUCAAAUUAGCUUCGUUUGAUGAUACAUGGCAACAGUCCAUAUUUAUCUCUUUACCCUCAGAACAACAAAAACGACGAUUAGAUUUCAAUCAAACACAAUGGGAAUCAAACAUUAAAGAUAAACUACUUCAUUCACUUGUCAUUAAACAAGCUGAAUUAACACCUAAUGCAUUAGCUAUUCUCUCUUCUCAAGUGAAUUUAACAUACAGACAACUAAUGGAUCGGGUGUAUUCAUUGGCAUAUAAUCUACAACAACAACAUGAAAUAAACUCCAAUCAACUCACCGCUAUUCUUAUGAAGAAAGGUUGGGAACAGAUUGUUGCUUGUUUAGCUAGUUUAGUUUCAGGUAGUGCUUACUUACCUUUGGAUAUUGAUUCACCCUAUGAUCGUCUUUGUUCAUUAAUUGAAGAAACUAAUGUUCAGAUUAUUCUCACACAAUCUCAUUGUCAACAUAGAUUUCCACAUCUCACAACUAUUUCAGUUGAUAUAUGCACAACUGAUGAUAAUUAUCCAACACCAUUUCCUAUCAAACAACAAUUAGCAACAGAUUUAGCUUAUGUUAUUUAUACAUCUGGUUCAACUGGAAAACCAAAAGGUGUUAUGAUUAGUCAUCAAGCUGUAGUAAAUACUAUUCUUGAUAUGAAUUCAAGAUUAGAAAUCUCAACUAAUGAUAGAAUAUUUGCAUUAUCACAUCUCAAUUUUGAUUUAUCAGUUUAUGAUAUAUUUGGAAUAUUGAUUGGUGGUGGAACUAUAGUAAUUCCAGAUCAUGAAGAUUAUAAAAAUCCUGAACACUGGUAUGAUAUGAUAAUUAAACAUCAUGUCACUAUUUGGAAUAGUGUUCCAAUGUUAAUGCAAAUGUUUGUUGAACACCUCAAAUAUACAAAUAAUCAUAAUCAAUUACGACACAUCUUAUUGAGUGGGGAUUGGAUACCAUUAUCUUUACCCGAUUCAAUACAAACAACAUUGGGUGAACAAGUAACAAUAACUAGUUUAGGUGGUGCAACAGAAGCAUCGAUUUGGUCAAUUGCCUAUACUCUACCAAAAGAAAUACCACGAGAAUGGAAAUCAAUUCCUUAUGGAAUGCCAUUAAGAAAUCAACAAUAUUAUGUUUAUGAUAUACAUCUUGAUGAUUGUCCUGAAUGGGUCAUUGGCGAAUUAUACAUUGGUGGUGAAGGUUUAGCUAAUGGUUACUGGAAUGAUCAAGAAAAAACACAAUCAAGUUUUAUUAUUCAUCCAUUAACUAAUGAACGUCUCUACCGAACAGGUGAUUAUGGUCGAUUUCUGCCAAAUGGAUAUAUUGAAUUUACGGGACGAAAAGAUUUUCAAGUCAAAGUACAUGGUCAUCGUAUUGAACUUGGUGAAAUUGAACAUCAUUUACAACAACAUCCAGAUAUUCAACAAGCUAUUGUUAAUAUUGAUGACAAAUCGAAACGCUUAAUUGGAUAUAUUAUGCCAGAAAAAUAUCUUAUUCUUAUUAGCGGAUUUGAUUCAACAGAGAUGAUAAUCACUGACCCUGGUGAAUAUAUCAAUUUUAAGCUUGCAAGACUCAGUAUAGGACAUCAAAAAAAGGUAGAAAAGAGCUUUACUCUAACAAAACCGAAGCUUACAGAAACAUUAAUCAAUGCAUAUUAUAUGAGAAAAAGUUAUCGACAAUUUACAAAUGAAACUAUAGAAAGAUCUACCAUUGAAAAGCUGUUAAAAGGUUGUCAUAAUAUCAACACAAACAAACAAAUAUCUUUACCUCGUCUCGAUUUUGAUACUCUUUGUCAAUUAUUAUCGGUAUUAACACCCAUCAGUAUUUCUGAAGAACCUUUACCAAAAUAUCGUUAUGGAUCAGCUGGAACUCUUUAUCCAGUACAGGUAUAUGUUGAGUUACCAAGAUCUAUAGAUAAUAUCUUGCCUGGUAUCUAUUAUCAUAAUCCAGAUGAACAUACUCUAGAGCUAAUUAGUACUCAGAUUAAUAAUGAAAUUAUGAACAUACGUUUACAUCUUGUUGGGCGAUCAUCAGCAAUUGCACCACUGUACGGAAUAGUAUUGGGUUCUCUAUUUUGUAUGCUAGAAACAGGAUAUGUUAUGGGAUUAUUAGAAAAAGAAGGGUUAAUAUUGGGAUUGUCAUUUUCGAAAAAUUCUCAUAGCGACUCUAUAACUCGUGAUAUUUUGAAUAUAGAUGAGAAUGACACACAUUGUUGUUUCAAAAUUUCAUCAUAUGAGCAGAAUAAUGCCAAUAAUGUAGAAAAUGAAAAUUAUCAAUGUGUUAUUUAUCUAAAAUCGGUCAACAAUAACAAAGAUCAAUGGUUUACUUAUAAUAAAGAAAAUGAUACUGUUACAUCUCUUGAUGUCGAAGAUGAAACUACACGAGAAGAAAUACCAUUAUUUUUUGAAGAUCACGAUGGUGCAAGAAUCAUAUUCCAUGAUUGCCAAUGUGCAAUCUUCUUCAUUGGACGAUCAGAAUGCGUAAUGAAUAUAGGAAAGAUAUCCCAAUUCUUAAUGGAUCAUUGUAUAGAAAUGAAUAUCGGUAUGUGUCCAAUUGGUACUCGUGAGAAUUUUCCAAAAAAAAUUAAUAAUAUAUUAGAUACUAUUCUUAUUCAUGAGAAACUAAAUGGAAAUGAUAUAUUACAUACAUUAUUUAUUGGAAAGAUUAGCAAUAAACAAAAAAAUGAACGCACCAUUUCAAAAGUAAAAUCAAUGCCAAGCUGGAGUGAAACAUUAAGAAUAUGUCUAAAGAAAAAGCUUCCAAUAUAUAUGGUUCCAUCACAUUUUAUUAGUGUUUCAUCGUUUCCGUUAAGUCCAAAUGGUAAAAUUGAUCGAAAAGCUUUACCAGAAAUAUCACUAUCAGUGCUUCAACAAGAAGAUACCUAUGAUGCACCAAAUACUGAAUUAGAAAAGACGAUUGCGAACAUUUGGCAAGAAAUAUUAUACACAAAUCGACUUACUAUACAUCAUGAUGAUCCAGCUAUAAAUGUCUCUGGUAUAGACAGACAAACAUCUUUUCUUAUAUCUACUACAGCUAGUUUCUUCAGCGUUGGCGGCAAUUCUCUUUUACUUAUUGAGAUUUAUCAGCAUUAUCAAUCAAAAUUUAAUUUUGAAAGAGAAGCGUUGAGUAUUCGAUUCUUGUUUGACUAUAACACCAUAGUAGAACAUGCAAAACUAAUUGAAACAGUCAUCAUUGCUGGUGCACAACUGAAACAAUGGCAUACACUGCAUAUCAAUGAAGGUAUCGUAUCGUAUGCUCAAGAACGCAUAUUUCUUGAUGAACAAGUUCGUUUUUCUAACCAAAUUGCCAUUUACAAUGAGCUGAUGAUUUUAAGAGUUACGAAAGGCUUAUUAUCAGUGAAUCAUUUAUUGCAAGCUCUUCGCUAUGUCCUAAGCAAACAUAAGAUAUUAAGAACUUCUGUAGUUUUCAAUGAUGAGGACAGUAUUUUAAAACAAUGUAUCACUGAUAAACAUCUGACAUUUACAUUGGCUGCCGAUCAAACAUUCAAAAAUGAAACUGAUCUUCACAACAUUAUUUCACAAAUAAAUACUAGUCCUAAUUUGUUCGACUUAUCAAGUGGUCGUGUUUUUUAUUGUCAAAUUCUCAGACAACAUAUGACAUCUGAUAAAAAUCAUGAUAAAGAAAUUAUUAAAAACUCUGAUGUUCUCGUUAUUGGCUUUCAUCAUGUUUCAAUUGAUGGAUCAGCUGUCUCAAUUUUUUUGAAUGAUCUAAGUAAUAUUUACAAUAAUCACAUGACGUGGUUAGAUGAUGAAAAAUCAUUACAAUAUAUUGAUUAUGCUGUCCAUGAACGUCUCAUUGAUAUGACGUUGUCAUGUGAAUUUUGGCGCUUACAAUUCGAAGGAUGUAACCUGAAACGUCGAUUGUCAUUACCGAUCGAUCAUCAGCGUUUAUCUAAUGAUCAACGAUCUGGUUUCGCUUCUACCGUGCAAAUCACUUUCGACAGGAAAAUAUCGUCAUCAUUUCUUAACUAUGCUUCUUUACAGCAUUUGACACUAUUUCAGCUUGGGUUGGCUACAUUCUACACAUUUUUAUUCAAGUUAACAUAUCGUCAAACUGAGUUAUGGAUUUCAUGCGUUAAUGCUAAUCGAUACAGACCUGAAUUACAGACUAUGAUAGGAAUGUUUGUUUCAACAUUACCAUAUUGUAUGCAACUUGAUCCUUGUUGGUCAUUUGAUGAAGUUACUAAACAUGUACGAGAAAAAUGUUUAUCAAUUCUUGAACAUUCUCAUUAUCCACUUCAACAUAUUCUUCGUGAUUUUCAUCUUGAUCAAUCAACUGCUCCUUUUCUUCAAACAGUUUUUGAUUUCAUUAUUGAAUCUUCAGUUAAUGAUCAAUUCACUUUCGAUGAUGUUAGCUUACAACCUGUAUCAUUAGAACACCUUUCGGAAGUGGCUAAGUUUGAUUUUACAUUGAAAUUUAUUUACGAUCCAUUCUCGGAUGACAACAUAUUGUCAUGUCGUUUUAUUUGUUCACGUGAUCUAUUUGAAGAUAAGACAGUUACAGAAAUGAUACAAAGAUUUCAAUAUCUUUUAGAACAACUUUUUUUAAUGAAUUUCAACGUUAAUCAAACUGAUUUAGUAGUUUCACCUAUUGCCACACUUACUCUUGUCCUACCAGAUGAAGUGAAUGAAAUGCAACACGUAGCUUUUGACCGUCAAUCAAAUGUGACGAAUGAAGGUAUGUCUUUUUCCUGUUUACCAUACAUAUGGUACUUUUAUUGA
Molecule: messenger RNA, 10377 nt
Organism: Adineta steineri
Lineage: Eukaryota; Metazoa; Rotifera; Eurotatoria; Adinetida; Adinetidae
Source: the annotation of a GenBank genome assembly